Messenger RNA from Python bivittatus (Burmese python), 5933 nucleotides. Lineage: Eukaryota; Metazoa; Chordata; Lepidosauria; Squamata; Pythonidae. The record is from RefSeq and is a predicted model, not a curated record.
AUGUGAUGGAAAUGAACUUCAAACAAUGGAUAGUUGAUUAUGUGAACCAGUCACUACUACAGUUGACACCUUGUGAUGUUGAAAGCAAGCGUUAUGAGAGGACGUCAUUUGCAGAAUGUCUUGGGGAAAUGAAUGUGAAUUGGCAUCAUUUGCAAGGGACUCUGAAUGGAAAGAUAAAGGAGUUGGAGCACAUUUUGGAAUCUGUUGUUGAAAAUGAAAAUAAAGCACAGUCCUUGGGCAGCUGGCUAGAAGCACAAAGCAGAAGGCUAAAACGUAUGAAGAACCCAAGAAGUUCUAUUCUUGCACAGGACACAGUAAAAGACUGCAAGAUGUUAGAAAAUCAGCUUACUGUUAAGUCUAAGGACGUGGAUCAACUGAAAAACAACCACACAACUUUAGAGGAUUGUGCUGAUUCUGCCAAGAAAGUAGUGUUCACAACCAACGAUUUGGAUGAAAUGAGAACCAGCGUUAUCAAUCAGGUUGCACAGCUGAAGUCUUCUACACAGUCCAUUUUAGAGUGCUGGAAGAGUUAUGAUGAAGCUUGGGAUGAAAUCAGACUGAUGCUUGCAAAUGCUUUGUACUGCCUGGAGCAUAGCAAGAGUCCUGUCAUUACAGUGAAGACACUGAAAAAGCAAGUGGAAGAUCUCCAGUCUCUUCAAGAUAAAGCUGAGGGUAACAGAGAAAUCUGGGCUAGACUCCAGACUGCUGCUGGUAACCUGAAGAAGCUGUGUGAUCCCUCAUUCUCAGAGAUUAUUGAACAAAAACACAAAGAGGCACGUACAAGGUGGAUAUUGCUAAACAAAAAUAUUGAAGAGAAACUACAGAAAGCUCACACUCAUUUGCACCUGUGGGAAUCCUAUACUAGUUUAUACAAUGAGGUUUCAGCAAAACUAGACAAAUAUGAAGAGCAGUGUGAUUCCCAAUUGAUGUCUGAUAACGUUUCAAGCUACACAAUGGAUUUUCUUAAGCAGAAGGCACAGGAUGUAAAAAAACUGCAACUUGGCCUUCAAGACAUCAAAGAAUAUUUUCUUCAGGCUUCUGAAUCAGAAGAUAAAAUAGCUCAGUUGGCUGAACUGGGAACACAGCCCCUUCUUCAGGAGAAGCUCCAGCCACUUCAAAGGAUCUCCUGUUUGGAAAAGAUGCUACAGAUGAAAGCAGAUGUUUUUCAGUAUGGUCUUUUACAACUGGAGAAUUUUGGGAAUUCCUUGGAAAAACUGGAAAAUCAAGUAAAAGAAUCCACAGAAAUACUGGACAAUUCAUGUGAAAUCAAUAAAGACUUGGAUCUACUCAUGAGCCAGUUAUUGAGUCUCACAUCUUUGUCUCCUGAGAUGGAGAGAUUGAAUGAAGUUAGCUUUAAAUUGCCACUCUGUGACUUCACUGUAAAGAGAUUACAGAACCUUAAUCGGCAGUGGACUCAGAAAACUACUAUGGUUCUGGAGCAAUGCAGUGAACUGCAGAAUCAGCAAUCAGAUGACAAAAAGUUUCUUCAGCAAUGCCAGAAUUGGGUGCAGUUUCUGGAGAAAAUGAAAGAGACCCUGAAAGAGAACAUGGCGGGUACACUUGAAAAGCUGCAAGAACAGCAGAAAGAAUAUGAGAUAUUACAAGCAGAGAUUUCCAUUAAUCAGCAAAUUUUCAGUUCUAUUGUGUCCAAAGCUCUGCAUAUGUUGGAAUCAGGAGAAGCAGAAAACAGGACUGAGUUUAUCUCCAGGCUCACUCUGCUGAAGGAGCAGUGGCAGAGUGUAGUGCGGAUGGCUCAUCGGAAGAAGAGUGACAUUGACAGCCUUGUAAAGCAGUGGCAAAAAUUCACAAUCUUACUGCAAGAUCUCACAAAAUUCCUCAUGGAUACAAACAGCUACAUAGCUGCCAUGAAGAGCCCGGACAAGUACGGCUUGCAUCAAAUUAGGAACCUGGAUCACAAGUUCAAGACUAAAGAAAUACUUCAAAAGAGGUGGCAAACCAGAUAUUCUUUAAUCUUGGAUACUGGGGAAAAGUUACUUGGCAUGGUAGCCCCUGAAGCAAAGGCUGCCAUUCAGCUGGAGAUGAGCCAGUUGCAAGAUAAUUGGGACAACACACAACUUCAGCUGGAGAAGAUUACCAGGCAGUUUCAGGGCACUAUACAGACCUGGGAGAGCUGUGAAAGGCAAGUCAAGGACCUGGGCCACACUUUACUAGAACUCAAAGGAAGAAUAAACGAACCUCUCCCUGUAGAACAUGAUGCAUUGCAGGCAGCCAUGGAACAUGUUAAGGCGUUGGAGAAGUCCCUCACCAACUGGAGCCAAAAUGCAAAAGAACUUGAUGCCAAAAAGGUGGAACUGGCUCACUUUAUCCUUGCAGAAGAUGUGAUGGUGCUGAAAGAGCAAGUUGAACAGUUGCACAGCCAGUGGGAAGAACUCUGUCUCCGAGUUUCUCUUCGCAAGCAGGACAUAGAGGACCAACUCAAUGCCUGGAUUGUGUUCAAUGAAAAAAAUAAAAAGCUCUGUGCAUGGCUGGUGCAGAUGGAAGGAAAAGUACUUCAGUCAGCAGAUAUCAGUAUUGAAGACAUGCUAGAGAAGUUGCAAAAGGAUUGCAUGGAGGAAAUCAAUCUGUUUAAUGAAAGCCAGUUAGUUCACUUCAAGCAAAUGGGUGAUCAGCUGAUCAAGUCUAGCAGCAAAAGCAGAGGAGUUGAAAUUGAAGAGAAACUCAACAAAAUUAACGACCGCUGGCAGCACCUCUUUGAUGUCAUUGGAGGACGAGUGAAGAAGUUGAAGGAGACCUUUGCUUUCAUACAACAGCUGGACAAAAACAUGAGUCAUCUUCACACCUGGCUGGCACGCAUUGAAUCUGAGCUUUCUAAACCUAUUGUUUAUGACAUCUGUGAUGAUCAAGAAAUACAGAGGAGACUUGCAGAGCAGCAGGACCUGCAACGAGACAUUGAACAGCACACAGCGGGUGUGGAAUCAGUCUUCAAUAUAUGUGAGGUCUUGCUGCAUGAUUCUGAUGCCUGUGCCAACGAGACUGAAUGUGAUUCAAUCCAGCAGACAACAAGGAGUUUGGAACGGCGGUGGAGAAACAUCUGUGCCAUGUCUAUGGAGAGGCGAAUGAAGAUUGAGGGGACUUGGCGACUGUGGCAAAAGUUUUUGGAAGAUUACUCUCGUUUUGAAGUUUGGUUGAAAACAGCAGAGAGAACUGCAGCUUAUCCCAAUUCCUCAGAGAUUUUGUAUGUAAAUGCCAAGGAAGAGUUGAAGAAGUUUGAAGCAUUUCAGAGGCAAAUUCAUGAGCGACUGACCCAGCUGGAACUGAUCAAUAAGCAAUAUCGACGGUUGGCCCGUGAGAAUCGCACUGAUUCGGCUAACAAACUCAAGCAGAUGGUUUAUGAGGGUAAUCACCAGUGGGACAAUCUCCAGAAACGUGUCACAGCAAUUCUCAGGAGACUUAAGCACUUUACCAAUCAAUGGGAAGAGUUUAUGGGAACAAAGGAUAACAUGCUGGUGUGGUUAACAGAAAUGGACUUGCAGCUGACAAAUGUGGAACAUUUCUCAAAGAGUGACUUUGAUGACAAAAUGCGGCAGCUAAAUGGUUUCCAGAGGGAAAUAAUGCUGAAUACCAAUAAGAUCGAUCAGCUGAUUGAGUCUGGGGAAUAUCUGAUUCAAAAAAGUGAACCAGAGGAUGCCAUUAUACUUGAAGAGGAACUAGAAGAAUUUCGCAGUUAUUGCCAGGAAGUGUUUGGCCGCGUAGCCCGAUUCCACCACAGACUGACAUCCUGGCACCCAGGGCUGGAAGAUGAAAAAGAGACUUCAGAAAAUGAAGCUGAUUCAGACCAUGCAAGGGGGAUGCGCAAUGAUCCCUGGCCAAAGAAGACAGUUCAGGAGGUGCCACCAUCCCAGCAGUCUCUCUGUCACCUCAUGCCCACUGCAGUGGGUCACGAGAGGUCCGGCUGUGAGACACCCGUCAGUGUUGAUUCCAUUCCACUAGAGUGGGACCACACCGGAGAUGUGGGAGGCUCUUCCUCUCCUGAGGAUGAGGAAGAGGAAUCGUACUUCAGUGCACUCUCAGAUGUAGAAAUCACUGAACAUCCUGAGGCAUAUCUUAAAAUGACCACAAAAGCUUUGAAAGCGGCUUCUGGGAAAUCUGCUGAAACUCACAUAUGGCAUCCUUCAGAACACACAGCUUGCCGAAAGCAUUUAUACAACCAGGAAGAGAUGGUUAGAAGUGUCUUCUCAAACAGCGAAGAAUCCAGUGCACCCUACAAACCAGGCAGUGUGAAGCCACUGAGCAGUAGGAGUAUGGAUGACAUGAAAGACAUUUCCAGGAUCUUGCCUAGCAAAGAUUCCCAAGAUAGCCAGAACUUUGCUGGUAUUUCAGCCAUAGAGAAACAGCCAGGAAGUAUUGAGAGAUGGGAACUCAUUCAAGUUCAAGACCUAAGCAACAAGCUGAGAAUGAAGCAAACGUGGCAGCAGUGGCAACAGCUGAACUCUGACCUCACCAAUAUUGAUAUUUGGCUGGAUAAAAUGGAAGAGGAAAUGGAGGGAUUGCAGGAGGCAGAACCACAACCAGUCAGCAGUAUUCAGGCCAUAGAGCAGAGAGUCAAGAAGCUGAAGGAUAUGUUUAAAGCCUAUAAUAAUUACAAGGCCCUUGUGCUGUCUGUUAAUCUGACCAGCAAAGAUUUCAAGCAAGCAGACAGCACUGGAUGCAAGGAGCUUCAGAACAGACUUCGACGGGUAAAUUUACGGUGGGAGAAGGCAAAUCUUUUACUGGAGAACUGGAAGAAGAAUUUACAAAAAGCUCUGAUUCACUGUCAGGAUUUUCAUGAACAGAAUCAGAAACUGCUGCUGUGGCUGGCUGCUGCAGAGACACGAAGGCAUCAAGCACAAGUUAAGGAUCCAAAUGCUGAUCCUCACAGAAUACAGGAAAGUCGAAAAGAGUUAAUGCAACUGGAAAAAGAGCUUCUGGAACGGCAGCUUCAAGUUAAUGCUCUACAGGAAAUUGCUGCAUAUUUGCUUGUUAAAUCUGAUGGAGAAGAAUAUAUUGAAGCUGAUGAGAAGGUCCAUGUUAUUGGGAAGAAGCUUAAACAGCUCCUUGAAGGAGUUUCAUGUGAUUUAAAGGUCUCACAGGGAAGCCAGGACAUAAGCACAUUUCUGUUGAAUGGAGAAGAAUUGAACUCUGGAACAUAUCAUCAAUUACCAGAGAAAUCUCCAGUUUGUAAAAAUAAGGUUGAUGGGAAGAAGAUCUUGCAGAGUAACAGCAGCAGCAGCAAUGUUAGGAUGGAGGACAGAGAAGAGACCAAUCCAGUUGCAUCCAAGAAGUAUGCUUUCUUGUACCGUGUCCUACGAGCAGCAUUACCUCUACAGUUGUUCUUCCUUCUUGUGUUGUUUUUGGCCUCCUUGAUCCCUGCCUCAGAAGAAGACUACAGCUGUACUCAAACCAACAACUUUGCCCGUUCUUUCUAUCCAAUGCUGCGAUACAUUAAUGGACCUCCACCAACUUAAAGACAUUCAAUUUUUUUUUCCAUUCAGUCAAAAUUAAUAUCUUCUGUGGGGUCUUCUUUUUAUGCUGCUAAAGUUUGUCCAGAAUUUCAGUUUCUUGGUGGCUUCAGCCAGGGCUUAACUGGCACUGAUGAGUAACACUGACAAUAUUAUAUGGAGAUUUCUACUGCACUCAACAGUAACCAAACUAACAGCCUUCAACUCAGCUUCCUUGAACAUGCUGUUACUUCUCAUCGCUAAGAUAUAGAUCUUUUAGCAAUUUCAGUACUUGGAUUGGGUGGGAAAGAGUUGUUAACUACUUAGAGCUUUAUACAGGAAAGCUGCUUCUAUAUAUUUUCGAACUAUAAGCAAUGUACUUUAUACUUUUGCACAGUGUGUGAUCAAUCAGUGACCUUCAUGCCAGAAAGAACCAUUGAACAAAGAAUUACAAGACUGUGUCUUGUUAGCAUUGAAAUAAUUUCUCUAAUCAAA